This is a messenger RNA of Lindgomyces ingoldianus, 2001 nucleotides long. RefSeq lists its product as uncharacterized. The transcript has 22 exons. The record is from RefSeq and is a predicted model, not a curated record. The coding region runs from base 1 to 2001 and encodes 666 amino acids. Lineage: Eukaryota; Fungi; Ascomycota; Dothideomycetes; Pleosporales; Lindgomycetaceae.
AUGCCUAGUUUGAGUAAUUUCACGCCAUUCGGAUUCGCUCACGUUUUUCCCAUGUCCCUCGCGCCACUUUCCGUAUUGAAAAUAUAUGACUUGUUUUCCUUGAAUUUCAUCCGAGUUCUCUGGUUUUUUGGUCUUCUGUUUCCUUCGAUGCUCUUUCCGACAGUGUUGCCGCCUGGCUCGGUCCUGAUUCACAAGCCUCCGACUGUAAAUGGGCCAAUAUCAGUCUUUCUACUUCCAAUAUUGAUCAAAUCGGGAACGGAUCUGUUAUCGAUUUCUUCAAGUAUGCCAUUCUCACCACCAGCGCCAAUGGAGAAUACCGGUAGGUCUGCAACUCUAAUCCGUCUACCCGCUCCCCUGAGAUUGUUCUACUUUAGGAGUUUUUCUUCAAGCCGCCUUCGCCUUGCGGAGCCAAUUGCAACUAACCCAACGCGGUUAGAAGGAGCUCACUCGGAAAAGUCCGCAGAAGCCGCUAAUCAUAUCGCGGCGCCGUACCAAUCGAAUAAAGCUAUCUCAGGUAUAUCUUGGGGCAACCUGAUUGCCAUGUCUACGACAUCUCUUGCCUGCGUGGGCUACUUGAACUAUCUCCAAACUGUAGCCGUCAAUGCGACAGCUGGGGCACCAUUAAAUAUGCACAUUAUCAUGCUUCUUCCGCGAGUGCCAGCUUUGGACAAUGAGAGGCGGGGAUCACCAACAUCAUCGGUUAACGAAUACCACCUACGACACUGCAUUAUAACUGAUCGAAUGUCACCGUUUCAAUCUUCAAGGACACAACUAGUUAAGCCCCUUGUUGAAGAGAAAUAUAUGGAUGCCAGAAUCCAGAGUUUGGACCUGGCGGAUAAAAUUACGAUGGGAAUGGCGGGGUGGUUUGAGAGAAGAGGGGUUGGAGUGUGGGAUGUAGAGGUUGUCGGAACAGAAGAUGUGGAAGAGUGUGGGAAGGUGCAUGGUAAAGGAAGGGCCGAGAGUGGGAAACAAUAUGACGGCGGAAUUGAGAAGGAAAACGUGAAUGCAAGGAUGAAGAUAGCACGCACGAAUAAGACUCCAAUGCGUACAGAGCAAGGAAGGAAGUCGAUUUAUAUUGGCACUGAGCUCCGUAUAUCGAGAGUGAAACGGACAGCCUAUCAUGAGCUUACCGGGGAAGUCCUGUCGCAGAACGCGCUUCGCGAAAACCCCAACUCCAUAUCCCCUUCGUACGCAUACGUCGCCUCCGAAAGCCCAGCUACAGCCAUUGUCGCCACAGCUCCAACGAUACAAUCUUGUCGAUUGUAUCCUGUAACGAUACAGAGGAGGUACAUAACGAGGAGGAGGAGGUACGUGAAGCGGAAGAGAGCGAGGGCGAUUGCAUCAGUUGUUGAUGGCAUCUUUGGUAGGAUAGAAUAUAGUUGGACUGAGAUGGAUUUGUCAGUUGGCUCGAAUAAGGUUGUGUUUUGUGGUGAUGGAGAGAGAGUGAAGAAGGUAGAGAUGAGUUCGGAGGUGAAAGGUGGGAAAGGAUCUUGGGAAGCUCACAAAAAUGAGGAGAGUGAUAAAGAGUUUGUGGAUAGAUCUCGCAUUGGUGCUACUGUAAAUCCAUUGCUGCCUUCAAUGUUCUUCUCUAUUCUUCUUCUUCUCUACACUUUUCUCCGCAUAGGUUUGCGCCUGAUUUGGAAAUUUGGUGCCUCCUCCGCUAUCCACAUUCGAAUACUUCAGAGGAAAAAAAUGAACAAAAUCGGAAUGUACUCGACCAGUCGGGGAAGCAUAUAUCUCACUGAUAGGCGGAGGCUUGUAGCGACAAAGGGAUAUGGGAAGUUGAAGAAGGGCCACUUAUUCUUUAACGGCUCCACACCCAUCCAUUUCGGAGAUGGGAUCUGGCUGGAAUCAAAUUUUUGGAACCAGGUAACCAGAUAUCGCGGGGCUACACAUACAGCGAAGAACGGCAAGCACUAUGUAUAUAUGGUCAAUUGCACAGUUGCACGAACAGAGCAAUUUACAAAGCCAUCCACAGAUACCAUGGAACCAGGAGGGUGA